AUUUUGGUGAUGUCACAGUGAGACUGUGAAUGUUAGCACCGUUUUCUUCUGCAGGAAGAUUGAAAGAAGAGAAGAAGCGCCACCAUCUCUGACUCUCUCGUAUCUCUGAUUCACAUUCACUAUCUCCAAUUUCUCAUCAAAAUCUCGCGAACUCACUCACUCUCGAUCAUUCACUACUCUCUGUUUCGUGUUCUCCGCAGAUAGAUACUAGUUUCAAAUUUCAAUCAAUGGAUUUUGAAUUUCGAAAACGCUGAUUUGUAAUUGCGACGAAUCAAUGGGACACAGUUCCAAGAAGAAGAAGCGCGGAGGAGGCGGAGGCAGUGGUCGCCGGAGCAAGGGAAGAACACCUUCCAAAGACCACGCUUCUCCCUUCGCCGCCGAUGAUAACGAGCAACUCGCCGAGGAGAUUACUGCAUUAUGUGCAAUUUUCGAAGAGGAUUGCAAAAUUGUUCCCGGUUCGCAUCCUCAAAUAGUUGUCAAGAUCAGGCCUUACUCCAAGGACAUGGGCUAUGAGGAUUUAGAUGUUUCUGCUGUUCUUGUUGUUAGGUGCUUGCCAGGGUAUCCCUAUAAAUCUCCCAAGUUGCAGAUUACUCCUGAGAAUGACUUAUCAGAAGCUGAUGCUAAUAGACUCCUGUCACUCCUUAACGAUCAGGCUAAUUUAAAUGCUAGGGAGGGACGAGUAAUGAUCUUUAAUUUGGUUGAGGCUGCUCAAGAAUUUCUGUCUGGAAUUGAGCCAAUUGCCAAGUCAACUGAAUCUAAGCAUUUACACUCAACUACGGAAAGCAAUGAAGAAUUGUUUCUCAAGGAUAUCGCAUCUUCAAAUAAGAAUAGGUCUUUUGUUUAUGGCUUCAUUGACCUUUUCAGUGGCUAUGGAGAGUCAUGGACUUGGGGUUUUGGAAUAGGUGAAACUUCUGGAAAAAGUUCUUCCCUUCCUCCCUCCAAGUUAGAUGCCUCAAAACCACGUUUUGAGGUUCAGGAAAAGAAAUCCAAUAGUAAGGAAAAACUAUACACAAUGCCAGAACUUCCUGCCAAAUUAGAUACUGUUGGAGAAGUUAGUGAAGAUGACAACACUAGCUUAUCUUUGACUCAUUCAAGCAAAUCUCUGGUGGAGGAUUAUGCAGGGAGCGACAGUGAAGGUGAGAAAGAGUAUUUUAUUGGCGAUGAGUAUACAACAGAGGAUAACGAAGAUAUGUAUGGAAGUGAGUCUUCAGAAUCUGUGUCUUCUGCCUCCCCUCGUCUGCAAGCAUCUCAAACAGUAGAAAAGGAUCUAAUAAUGGUUCACAUCCUUCGUCUUGUUUGUGCUUCAAAUGGAACAUUGGCUGACUCUUUGCCACAAUUAGCAACAGAGAUGUACAAUUUAGGGAUCUUUUCUAGUUCGGCACGUGAGAUGGCAUCUAAGCCGCCUUCCCUUUUUAACAAAUCCUUUGAUCGUGUCGUCCAGAAACACCUGGCAUCAUCCGGAAUAUCACAAUUUUGGAAACCAUCUGAUCUUGGAGGCUCUAAUAGGACUCCCCAUAGUUCUCGAUAUUUGAAUGAUUUUGAGGAGCUACAACCUCUUGGUCAUGGUGGUUUUGGUCGUGUUUUGCUGUGCAAAAAUAAACUCGACGGAAGGCAGUAUGCGGUAAAGAAAAUUCGCCUUAAAGACAAAAGCAUGCGUGACCGAAUAUUAAGGGAAGUAGCUACACUUUCUCGUUUACAGCAUCAACAUGUUGUUCGGUAUUAUCAGGCAUGGUUUGAAACUGGAGUUGCAGACUCUGAUGGUGACCUUUCCUGGGGUUCAUCGACUCCAGUGAGCUCUACUUUUAGCUAUAAAGCUGCAAGCUCCAAUAAUGCCACCGGGCAUGAAAAUCAGCAGGAAUCAACGUACCUCUACAUACAAAUGGAGUACUGUCCCAGGACACUUCGCCAGGUGUUUGAAUCAUAUAAUUUUGACAAAGAACUGGCAUGGCAUUUGUUUCGCCAAAUAGUGGAAGGAUUGGCACACAUACAUGGACAAGGAAUAAUUCAUCGGGACUUAACACCAAGUAACAUAUUCUUUGAUGCUCGCAAUGAUAUUAAAAUUGGUGAUUUUGGUCUUGCCAAGUUCUUGAAGUUGGAGCAGCUGGAUCAGGAUCUAGGUCAUGUGGCUGAUACUGGAGUUUCCGUUGAUGGUACUGGCCAAGUUGGAACAUAUUUCUACACAGCUCCUGAAAUUGAGCAAGGAUGGCCCAAGAUUGAUGAAAAGGCUGAUAUGUACAGCUUAGGGGUGGUUUUCUUUGAGCUUUGGCACCCAUUUGGGACAGCAAUGGAGAGACAUGUUGUUUUAUCUGAUCUGAAACAAAAAGGGGAACUUCCACCUACUUGGGUUGCUGAGUUUCCAGAACAGGAAUCCUUAUUGAGGCGGUUAAUGUCUCCAGGUCCUUCAGAUCGCCCUUCUGCCACAGAACUUCUCCGGAAUGCAUUUCCCCCACGGAUGGAGUCUGAAUUAUUGGAUGAUAUCCUACGAACAAUGCAGAAAUCAGAGGAUACAAGCAUUUACGACAAAGUUUUAAAUGCUAUUUUUGAUGAAGAGAUGUUAAGCACAAAACACAUUCGUCCGAUUGGUAGAUUGAGCUCAGUUGGAGAUAACAGUUCAUCCCUUCAGUAUGCAGAUUUUGUAACUGAGGUUCGGGAUUAUGUUGUAGACAUCCACAGGGAAAUUUUCAGACAGCAUUGUGCAAGGCAUCUAGAAAUAUCAACAAUGCGAUUAUUGGAUGAUUGCCCACAGUUUAAUAGAAAUGCAGUUAAACUUCUGACCCAUGGAGGAGACAUGCUUGAACUUUGCCAUGAACUGCGUUUGCCUUUUGUGAACUGGAUUAUAUCCAACCAGAAAUCUUCAUUCAAACGAUAUGAGAUAUCAUGUGUUUACAGAAGAGCAGUUGGACACUCAGCACCAAACCGCUACCUUCAGGGAGAUUUUGACAUUAUUGGUGGUGCCUCAGCUUUGACAGAGGCAGAGGUCAUUAAGGUCACAAGGGACAUAGUCACUUGUUUUUUCCAUGCAGACUUAUGUGACAUUCAUCUAAACCAUGCUGACCUCCUGGAUGCAAUUUGGUCAUGGAUUGGAGUCAAGGUAGAACACAGACUUAAAGUAGCAGAGCUUCUUUCAAUGAUGGGUUCUUUGCGUCCACAAUCCUCAGAAAGGAAAUCAAAAUGGGUAGUUAUAAGGCGGCAGCUUUUGCAGGAACUGGAUUUGGCAGAAGCUACAGUAAAUAGGUUGCAGACAGUAGGUUUAAGAUUCUGUGGUUCUGCUGAUCAGGCUCUUCCCAGACUAAGAGGAGCUCUUCCAUCUGAUAAGCGUACAUUGAAGGCCCUUGAUGAGUUGUCUGAGCUUGUCAGUCUCUUGAGAAUUUGGAGGAUUGAUAAAAAUGUCUAUAUAGAUGCAUUAAUGCCACCAACUGAAAGUUAUCAUAGAGAUAUGUUUUUUCAGGUAUACUUAAGGAAGGAAAACAAUCCCGGAUCACUCACUGAAGGUGUCUUGCUGGCUGUUGGUGGCCGAUAUGACUAUUUGCUUCAUCAGUUGUGGAAUAAUGACUAUAAAGGGAAUCCUCCAACUGGUGUGGGGACUAGUCUUGCACUAGAGACAAUAAUUCAGAACUGUCCAGUAGAUUUUCGGCCCAAUAGAAAUGAAGCCAGCACCAAUAUUCUUGUCUGUUCAAAAGGAGGAGGCGGUCUGUUGGAGGAGCGCAUGGAACUAGUUGCUGAAUUAUGGGAGGAGAACUUCAAGGCUGAAUUUGUGCCCACCCAUGAUCCUAGUCUUACGGAGCAGUAUGAGUAUGCUAAUGAACACGAUAUCAAGUGUCUUGUCAUUAUGACGGAUACCGGUUUCUCUCUGACAGAUUCUGUUAAGGUUCGACACCUUGAACUUAAGAAGGAGAAAAGUAUCGAGAGAAAAAACCUUGUCAAGUUUCUAUCGGAUGCUAUGGCAACACAAUUUAGAAACCCCUCCAUCUGGAUUUGAUCUGUUAUUGAUUUUUGAAACUCAACUGUUUUGCCUUCAAACAUCAAUAGAGGAUGGAGUUGUUCUUGGUUGAUAAUGAUGAUUAUGCUUCACUCAGCAGCUGAACGAAGAUUUUGAGAGUAGAAUAGAUUGUGUAUAUCAGUUUUGCAGCUUUAUUUGAUCCCGCCUCUCUCUAUCUUGCUUUUUUCAGUUUUUUUUUUCUCUACAUGGUUAGUUUUGAUGAUGUAAAUGAAAUUUGUAUAUAGUAUUAAACUCGUUUUAAUUUAUUUAGGUGCAUAAAGUAGCUGUUGUUGAACAACUGAAAUUUUAUUCUUGUUCUUAUAUUGAGAGCAGUUGGUAUUCA
Lotus japonicus is the source of this 4322-nucleotide messenger RNA. Its product is annotated as eIF-2-alpha kinase GCN2. Gene Ontology annotation, cellular component: mitochondrion. Gene Ontology annotation, biological process: mitochondrial translation; protein phosphorylation. Lineage: Eukaryota; Viridiplantae; Streptophyta; Magnoliopsida; Fabales; Fabaceae. Bases 275 to 3979 code for a protein of 1234 amino acids. Gene Ontology annotation, molecular function: protein kinase activity; ATP binding; protein binding. The record is from RefSeq and is a predicted model, not a curated record. The transcript has 29 exons.